UUAAUCUGUAGGAAGAACCACAGGCAACCUGACUCUAGACACAGACUGGCGAGAAUCCUUAAGGAGGACGUCUAAAACGAUUUUUAUUACUCGAUAUUACUCGAUCGUCUAAAAUUUAAGAAAAUAAGAAACUUGGCUCUCUGUUUUUCUCUGCAGACGAGCUCGAGACAUACUACAUGAAGUUUGCAGGCAUUAUUCAGUUUCACAUCAUCAACAAUACAAGUCCGGAGCUGUCAGAUCUUCAUUCAUCAUGUUUACAUUUGGACUUGGACCAAAACCCUGAGACUUUGAGAUCAUAAAAAUGAACCUUACCUCAGAUUUGUUGGACAUGAUGCUGAAGGCAUCAAACCUCUCUCGUUGGCAGUUCAUCCAACACUUCUCUAUCCCACCUCUGGUGUCUGUGCCCAGGCUUCCAGCUGCCCUGGUACCUGUAUUCGGGCUGCUCUAUGUGCUUAUUUUCCUGCUUGCUGUGGUUGGAAACGGGGCUGUGCUGGUCCUCAUGUGCCGCAAGAAAGCGCUUCAGUCCCCAAGCACUUUCUUCAUCUGCUCACUGGCACUUAGUGACCUUCUUAUUGGGAUUGUGUGUGUGCCUGCUUCCCUGCUGCAGCACUUCUUUAACAACUGGCUGGCAGGUGACUUUCUAUGUAAGCUGGUCCCCUUUCUUCAAGUGACUGCUAUAGCAACCAGCAUUCUGACCAUGACUUGUAUCGCUGUGGAGCGUUUCCAGGGGAUCUUGUACCCUCUUCAUGUCCGCAACAGCUACAUCCUUCACAGCUCCAUCAUGAUGGUCGUGGCUGUGUGGUUGGUCGCACUGGCAAUUGCAGCUCCGAUGUGGUUUGUCCAGAAGGUAGAGGUGAAAUACGACUUCCUGUUUGAGGUUCAGCACACCAGUUGUCUGGAGGUCUGGCCAAGUCUGCAAUGGAGGAGAACUUACACCGUAUGCCUAUCAGUGAUGGUGUUUUUGGUCCCAAUGGUGACAAUGGCAAUCCUGUAUGGGAAGAUCAUGGGGGAAUUGUGGGGCAAACACCGCAUUCACGAGGCUGUGUUUCAAACGCUGCCAGGCUCGGAGAUCAACAAGAUCACCAGGAGGAAGAGGAAGGCAGUGAAAAUGAUGGCCACAGUGGUGCUUCUGUUUGGUGUUUGCUGGGCUCCAUUUCAUCUCGUAUCAUUGCUGCUGGACUACGAAAAUCUGAACCUGAACCUGGACUCAGAGUUACUACUGCUAAGCUUGGUGCAGAUCCUAGGCUUCAGCAACUCUGUGUGUAACCCAGUGGUCUACGCUGCCCUCAACACCAACUUCAAAAAGGAUUUGCUGGCCCUACUCACGCAGAGGUGGUCACUCUGCUUCCGGAGAAGGAAGCCCAGAGUCGGCAUCUCCAUCACGGAACCGAGGACCACAGCAGAAAGGACAGAAAGAAGAGUAAGAGUCCAGCCAUGGAGCAAAGUGGCUUGGGAGAUGGACAAUGGUGUGGCACCAGUGACCAAUGGGGCAAGGUCUGAAUACUUCAACCCCAUGAACCUUCUUGGUGCCAUUUGGCCCAGUAACAACUCAAGCACUGUCAUUCUUAACGUCACUGACCCCCUGCACAUCGAUGCUACAUACAGAUCGGAUCAGAAGACAGCAGGAAUUCCAAGUGGAUAAAUGUCUAGAGGAGAUUUUCAGGGAGAAAAUAUCUGAAAAUCUGAGAUCCUUCAGUCUGACAAUCAAACCAAAUAUACAGAAGGAUACUUUGUGUACCCUUUAUUGUAUUUAACUUACCACUGAAUCAAGCUAUGAUUUACAGUCUUGGAUUAGAUAAAAUGUCACCAUAUUUGAUGUGUUCAUGGCAUAUGGGGGUCUAUGCUUUAAUAAUUCCACUUGGUCAGGAAAGACAAUGAUCAAGCCACAAUGUUACUGUGGUACUAAUCUAAAUGAGGCAACUCUUGUCUAGAUUUCCUCCAGUGAGAAAGAAAUGCCUGUGAAAAUCCAUAUACCUGGUAAUCUAUCUGUCUAUUUUGGGAAGCUAUUGAAUUUUUCCCAUGCAUAUGAUGAGCCAAUUUAUGGCUUGACAGAUAUCCAAAUAUUCUGCUCACACUCUGACAUUCUGAAUGAAAUCAUCAUAGCAUAGCAACCAGUUCAUGAAAUUCAAACAGAGCGAGCAACAUUUGACCCUGAUUCCAUAUGCAACAAGAAAGAACAUGCUGUUCACUUCAAAUCAGUGCAAAUGUAAGGAAUCAAUGCAGGGAUAAACACCUCUUGUGGUACUAAUGCAUUUCUCUUCCGCAGCAGCUCUAUCCGUAGCAUGGUUGCGACGGACCCGGACCCUAUUCCAGGAAAGAAAAGAAGGACGAGGCAGUAAUACACAAUAGAUGGGAAGCCAGUUCAUCACAGAGUACCAUGGAUACCAUUCAGACUAGCCAAUAACACAGAGGAUGGUAGGAGGAAACUAAGAAACCUGUAGCAGAUCAACAAGGACAUGGGAAGAACAUGGACAUUCCACUUGGACCUCAAACCACACUCAGGAUUAAUGUACAGUUUGAGAAUUUCAGUGUAAAAAUGUUUUUAUAGAACUUCAUUGAGACUGUUUAUUGUCCUUCAGAUGUCAAAGUCUUCUGUUAUGUGUAUGAAAACUGUUUUUCCUCUGUGUGUUGUUUUUAUGGUAAACAAGAAGCUGUCCUUUUGUGUGAAGUCACUGUCGAAACCAAACAAUAAAUUGGAUUUGGAACAUAA
Silurus meridionalis is the source of this 2710-nucleotide messenger RNA. Its product is annotated as pyroglutamylated RF-amide peptide receptor. The coding region runs from base 302 to 1642 and encodes 446 amino acids. NCBI's taxonomy places the organism in Eukaryota, Metazoa, Chordata, Actinopteri, Siluriformes, Siluridae. Gene Ontology annotation, cellular component: membrane. Gene Ontology annotation, biological process: G protein-coupled receptor signaling pathway. The transcript has 7 exons. The record is from RefSeq and is a predicted model, not a curated record. Gene Ontology annotation, molecular function: peptide binding; neuropeptide Y receptor activity.